This is a messenger RNA of Osmia lignaria (orchard mason bee), 19723 nucleotides long. NCBI's taxonomy places the organism in Eukaryota, Metazoa, Arthropoda, Insecta, Hymenoptera, Megachilidae. The record is from RefSeq and is a predicted model, not a curated record.
GCAACUCAGGAUAUCGCAAAGUUGGUCAGAGAGCCGGCAGCCCGCAACGCGAGUGUUUGCUGCCGAGUUGAUUCGAGUUUUGCCGUCGAUUGAAACGUUAGGGAGAAAAAGACAUUCGUAUAUCGUAAGAGGAAACUCGUCACGACGAGAUACAUCAUUGCGUUCCGUCAGCUUCGUAUCCGGUUACGUUUUUCUUAGUGUCACUUGUGUCGUUAAACGAUCCUCUUCCGGCUCCUUUUUGCCAUUUUAUUAGCAACACGGUUCCCUAUCGCUCUCCUGUUCCACUAUCAUUGCCCUUGUUUUGCUUCCACUUAAAACUUCGCGUCUCAUCUCCUCUGCUUCUUUCUACGUACCGCGCGCCACGUACGAGAGGGCAGAGAUUAAUCGGCUGCAGGGAAUCCAACGAGGAUUACAGUUUCCGUGGAGGAAAAAAAAUUGCUGGGAUAUCGAAAAGUCCGAUUCGCGAGUGAACGUACCGCUGUCACUGCCGCUGCUAACGCCGCUGCCGCGUAAAGAGUUGGUUAGCCAGAAUUUGGAUCAAUGAUCUAAGGCCGUGCAGAGAAGCUCGGGUCCUGCGCAAUUGGACGGUAGGAUAUAGCCCUACCGCCUUUCAGGGAAAGGGACGUGCAAAUCCUGCGCAAUACUCAACGCCAACAUUGUCCGCAUGAAAUCGCGGUGAGACAACCCGGUGACUUUCUCAUAGAAGAUUUUCUUCGAAAGUUUGUUGCUUCGCCAUGAGCACUACGGACCCUACCGGUGAAGGAGGAGGAGGAGGAGGAGGAGGAGGCGGAGGUGGAGGAGGUGGAGGAGGGGAAACUACUACGGCAUCACCGACAAAUGUUGAACAAAAUGCAUCUCCGGUUACACCGGUGAUCGGAAGUACUACGGUUCCACCGGGUUCUCAACAACAGCAUCCACCCCCAUCGCCGCUAAGCGGUUGUUACCUUCUCGUUGUGCUUCCAGAACCUCAUACCGCGCAACAUACAGAUCUCAUUUUGAAUCGCCUCGCAAAAGGUUUCCUGUCGUGGGAUAAGGAUAGUUGUCACGUAGAUUUAGAAAAAGAAUUAUUGGCGUUGGUGGCGCAAGCUCCCGAAGGAGAAGAAGCUAGAAAUGGCGAACGACUGAUCCAAUACGCCACCGAGAACCUUGUCACGGAGGUUCUCAUUCAUCCGCAAACGAACACUUUAUUACAGUGUAUUCGUAAUCUUCUUGCAAGUUUCACGAAACACCGACACAUUAUACACGCCGGCUAUACCUUUGGUGGAAAUGGUUCCUGGAUAUUGCAAGAUGGAACCUUUAGUCUCGCAGAUUUUCUAGACGCGUUCAGUGAACACGAAGUGCAAAGAGUUCUUCGCGCCUAUGAGAACAGUGUCACAGUAGAUAUCCAUUGCGCCGGAGUCGGCGAGUGGACUACGAGUCGACUGUCGAAAGAAGCCUGUACCAGAUCCUGUCGAGUUCGAGUAAAUCCCGAUGACGUCCUUACGGCGGGUGUGCCAGCCAUCACCAGUUUCACGAAUUAUGUCGGACAGUAUCUCGUUGCCCAGACAUUGGACCAGCUUAUGGAGCCGUCCGAUGUGGUGGGCAACAUUAGAUUUAGUCAUCCAACUUUGUACGUCUUCCCUGGCGGUCAAGGCGAUGCCGCACUUUUCGGCAUCAACGGUUUCAACAUGCUGGUGGACGGUGGUUUCGCCAGAAAGGCAUGCUUCUGGGACUUCACCAGACACUUGGACCGUCUCGACGCGGUUCUGGUUACCAGAAUAAACAACAGUAACGUGGGAGGCAUGUCUAGCGUUCUCCGAAAGAAGAGGGAGAUGCACGUUUAUCCUCAAAUUGGACACUUUUUCUGCAACCUAGUCGAGAGAAGACAAUCCAAUUCACCGGACGGGGACAAAGACAUCGAUCCGUUGAUCUUGAAUCUUACCGACAUCGGCCAAGAGAUGGUGGUCGAUCUUCGCCGCAUCAAUUUGAAGGCCCACCCCUGCUACAGGGAUCCGGACCCUAUCAAUCUCUACCACAAAGUGGGCCACGGCACCCUGGACAUGUACGUUCUGAGCCCGAACAAGGACAGCCGCGAAGUGAGGGAAUUCCUGGCGAAAUGGCACUCGUCCGAUUCGAAACUGUUCGCGGGAUCGCACAGAAAAGACUCGAACAACGUAACUUUUCCCAUUCAAAAUCUCGUCUCGAUAUGCGCGCUUCUGGUCUGGCAACCGGCCAAUCCGGAGGACACGAUCACGAGAAUUCUGUUUCCCGGCAGCACGCCGCAGCAAAAGAUCUUCGAAGGUUUCGAACGUCUGAAACACUUGGAAUUCCUCAAACAUCCGGUCUGCUCGGCGAAGAGUCUCUCGCCGUCCGCGUCAUUGGCGACGCUGCGCGACAAACCGGCCAGACAAAAGUUCAGCCUGAUAGAGAAAGACGCGAAGAAGGUGAGCACCGAGGCGAAGAAAGAAAAGAAGGAACCGUCCGACGGGAAAGGAGUGAAGGGUGAAGAAAUAGGGAAGGGCGGUACACCGAUCAUCCCGACGAAGCCUCAAGCGAUAGCUGCGGUGACGGCUGCGGCCGAGGCGAAGAUGAGAAAAGCCGCAGCGGAGAGCAAGAAAUUAGAGGUUGAAGGAAAAGAAACUAAAGAGAGCAAAAAGAUGGAGAAAGAAUUAAAGGAAGCGAAGAAAGAAAAGUCAGAGGUAGAAAAGCCUGAGAAACGUGACGAGACCGGUAAACCGGAAACGGAGAAGACGACGGUUGCUCCGAAGGAGCCGAAACCGCCCAAGACAUCGAGGGUGGACUCGAGAAGGAGAGAAACAAAGGAUACAAAGGGAGUUGCCGCACCGAAAGCUGGAAAGAUCGAUACCGCGCCGAAGCCUAAGCCUAUCGAGAGGAGGGCAAAGCAACCGACCAGCGCGGACAAGAAGGAUACCGGUCCGGCCGUGAAAUCCUCGCCGACCACCCCGAAGAAGGUGGUGAACGGCGCGGCAACGAAGACGGAGAUAACCAGAGGAGGCGUCGCGAAAGGGAAGCCAACGGUAGGUCAUAGACCCGUGACUGCGGCCCCGGCGAAGAGCACCAAGGACGCGAAUAACAGAAAAGUGGUGGAGCAGAAGAACAUAGAAAAAUCGGCGAUAAAAGAAGCCGCACCGGGGACGGCUGUGAGUACGUUGAAAGCGACGGCAAAACCGAAACCGAUGGAUAGAAAAGGAGGUAUCAGUCGUCGGGGCAAGCCGGUCAGCCCGAGCAAAGCUCGCAUGCCCGGCAGCCCGGCGAAAUCGACUCGUAGCACGCCCACGGCUUCCGUCAAGUCCGACAAAGACGGCGUCGUUCGUAAAACGAAGGGCGACAGGGGCACGACCGAUUCGUCCACAGUGUCGACUCCCUCAGGAAUCGAAGCGGAAGCGGGAACGCGGCUCGUAGACAAGGGUCUGAUGGAAAAGUCGGAGGACAUUUCGUUGGAUUCGAUCGAGAGCAAGGUACUGGCGGACCUGAAAGAGGAACGCGAAGUGGUGGAGGAGAUCGAGGCGGUUCUCCAGAAGGCGGAACGCAUCGAAGAGGGCGCGAGGAAGGAGGAUCGUUUCGAGGGUGACGACGAAAUUACCGCGGAGGUAACUGAUAAAAAAGAGGAAGACAUCACCGAGGAGGAUGUAACCGCCGAGAUCGAGGACGCGCCGAAGAAGGACAGCCUCCGAAAAGGCAGUCAAGAAUUGACCGAAGAGGACGAAUACCUGAUUGUGGAAAAGGAGGAGGUGUACACGGAAGAUUCCGCGCAGAGCGGGGACGGUGAACAGAAGCACGUGUUGGACGAGGCCGAGUCGGAGAAGGUGAAGAUGUUAAAGGACAUGGAAACGGUGAAGGAGAAAGGUACGGAAGAAGAAGUCGAAGAGAAAGAAAAGGACGAAAGCGUGGAGAAGAAACUGAAAGUGAGGUCCAGAAAAGGUGCGGAAGAAGAGGAGGAGGAGGAAGAGGAAGCUGAGGAGGGUGAAGAGGAGGAGGAAGAAGAAGAGGAAGAGGAGGAGGAGGAAGAAGAGGAGGAAGAGGAGGAAGAAGAGGAGGAGGGUCACGAAGAAGAAAGGGAAGAAGAAGAAACUGCUGAACCUAUCGAUCUGUCGCCCGAUCGUCGCGAACGAUUGGAAGAAGAGAUGAAGAAGGACGCUGUCGUCGCGUCGCCGACAGACGCCGUACAACCGAGACACGAAGAAAGGGAAGAUUCUGUUAAGAGAGACAGCGAAGAUAUCACGAAGGAACCGUCCAGUUUGAGCCCGGACAAGUUCGAUUUAUCCGAGAAGAAGACCAGCGAUACCGAUUUGAAACCGGAAGCCGAUCAAAAGGAGCAAAUGCCGGAGAAGCUGGAGGAAUCGCAAGAACGCAUCUCGACCGUGGAAUCCGGUGCCACGACCACGGCGCCGACGCUCCCCGAAGACGAGCGUAUACCGAUGGACGAAAUAAAGGAGGACAUCGACGAGAAACACGUAAUCGAGGACGUGAAGGAGAAGGAGGCGCCAAUAAAAGCUAAAGAAGAAGAGAUCGCCGUGGCGGCCGUGACGACGAGUACCGGUGCCGUGGUCACUCCAACCCCAACUUCCGUCGGCCUCCCUACCGGAGUCGCCGUUUCCCGCACCGUCCCUUCGGUUCCGGUUAAACCGGAUGUCCAACAGUUCGACGUCAGACAAGCCACGCAAAUGAUGCAACGUGACAUCGUCAAGACACCCGACGAAGUAGCCGACUUACCCGUUCACGAAGAGGUCGAUCCGAAAUUGUACCGAAUGGAAGACUUCGAGAAAGAGAAAGAGGAGAAAGUAUCCCCACCGAUACAGGAAGUCAAAGAGCCUCCCACGCCACCGAUCAAAGAGCAGAAGGGAGUGUUCAGCUUCUUCGGAAAAGUUGCCGAUAAAUUUGAAAAGGGUAUCGACAAGUUGACGAAGAAAUCGAAGAAGGAGCAGGACAAGGACACUGACGAUAAAUCCUCCUCCAAGUCCAGCUCGCCGAAGGAGGUGAAGGUGCAGGAGAAGACCCUUCUCGAAGAGGUCGACAUGGACAAAAUGUUCCCGAAAGUGACCAAGCCUACCGAAAAGGUAGAAGCUCCACCUGUUGAAAAGGAAGCGAAGGUCGAUCAUAGAAAACCUUCGAUCGUCGAAGAAACUGUCUUGAAAAAGGAGGAGGUGAAACUCGAGGAAAAACCUGCCGUUGCAAUUCCCGAGGUUAAAGAAAAACCUGCCGUUGCAGUUCCCGAGGUUAAAGAAAAACCUGUCGUUGCAGUUCCCGAGGUUAAAGAAAAACCUGUCGAAGAACCAGUUAAGGAGGAGAAGGAAAUUAAACCCGUGCCUGAACCUAAACCCGAAAUCGAACCCGAAAUUGUAUCGAAAACCGUACCCGAGUUGGAUCGCAAACCUGCACCCGCCACCGAGGAACUUGUAACAGCCGAAACAAAGGAUGUUGCUGUUGUCCCAGAAAAGAAGGAGAAAGAGAAGGAAAAAGAAAAAGAAAUAGAAAAGGAAAUAGAAAUAGAAAAAGAGAAGGAAAUAGAAAUUGUAAAAGAAAAGGAAAUAGAAAUAGAAAAAGAGAAGGAAAUAGAAGCUGUAAAAGAAAAGGAAAUAGAAAUAGAAAAAGAGAAGGAAAUAGAAGCUGUAAAAGAAAAGGAAAUAGAAAAAGAGAAGGAAAUAGAAACUGUAAAAGAAAAGGAAACAGAAAUAGAAAAAGAAAAAGAGAAGGAGGAGGAAGAAAAGAAGAAAGAAGAAAAGGAAGAGAUAGUAAAAGUCGACGCUCAAAUUGGAAAGGAAGAAGAGGUGGUCGAAGGAGUAGAAGAAGACACAGAGGAAAUAAAAGCAUUACUAGAGGAAGCAUCAAAGAAAUUUAAGACAGUGAAGGAUAGCUUAAGAGAUUCUUUGGAGUCCUUGGAAGGGAAGAUCGUUGACGAGGAGCCUGAGGAGGACGCAGUUUCAGCUCCUCCAGUGAAGGACGUCGUUAAGGACACUUUGGAAGGCGUCGUGGAGAAACUGGAAGCGAUUAAGCCGCAUAUCGAAACCGUAUCGACCGAAAGUAAAGAACCUGAGAAAGUAAAAUUCGACAUAGCAAAGGACGAAACUUUCGAAGCGGAACACGAAGAAAUAAGUGCGAUGACAGUCACUGCCGAUGUCCCAGCUCCUGGUAUCCCGGUAAAGGACGUGAAGGAGGCGGUGCGCGAUGUCGGAGAGGUCCUCGCGGGAACCGCCGGUAUCGACAUCGAGGAGAAACCGAAAGAUGUCAUAGAAAUCGUGAAGAAAGUCGCCCAAGUGUUGAAAGAAGACGAUUUUCCGCUGGAGGUGUUGCUAGAAAAACCGGCAGCAAAAGAAAAAGAAAAGGAGAUCGAGAGCGAGGAUAAGAAACUCGCGGCGAUCGCGAUGCCAACCAAAGUCGGCGUUACCGAAGUAUUUCCCCAUCCACAAGAAGAGAUCGAGGAGCUGGUCGAAGGCAAGGUUGAAGUCGCGCCGUCGCCGGUUUCGAUCGAACCGCUCGAAGAACCUUGUUUAAAAUUAAGAAAAACCACGGAGGAGAUCCGCCCUCCGCCGGACGAGAAGGAGAAGAAGGACGAGCGCGACGCGAAGCAGAUCUGCGAGGAGAUCCUGAAGGGAGAUUUGAAGAUUCCUGUAGGAAAAGAAGCUGCAGCGCCGAGCGAGAAAGUUGAGCCUUUAAAAAUGGAUGUAAUGGAAGCUGGAAUAGAGGAUAUCUGCGUAAAGAAGCACACUGAAGUGGGUACGGACGAAGAGGAAACUGUGAUCGGUUUCGAUCAGAAGCUUUCCCCUGCGAAAGCGGAAAUCGUAACCGUUUCCGCCGGUUCUACACCAGCUUCCCCUAAAUUUAUCACCGAUAGAGAGAAACAAUUAGAAGGCCGUCGAAUGUCUGUUCAACUAGCGACAGAAAUAAAAGCGAUCGUCGACAAAGCAGAUCGCACUGUGACAGAGAUCAUCGAGGAACUCGUCGUGAAAAAGAAGCGAAUCACGAUCGAGAUCAUCGAAUACAUUAUCACGAUCAAACGAGUAUCCCGGGAACGUAUAAUUUACAUGAUCCACGAGAUUAUCAUAAGAAAAGGACUUUCCGCGAAGGACGUUGUCGAGGAUGUUGAAAUGUUAAAGAUCGACGAAAAAUUAAUUUCGACGGAAUUGAGGAUGGACGUGGAGGAGCAUAUUUUCAACGAAUACAUUACAAAAGGAAUUCGUGUAAUCACCAUUCAAAUAAUCGAAGAAAUCUGCGUGAGAAUGAUCCUCUCGAGAACGAUCGUGAUUCGAAUCAUUCGGGAGAUCAUCUCGCGAAGGACGAUCGACAUUUCUGUUGCCCCGGACGUAUCGUUGGAACCGGAAACAGAAACGAAACCAGAGAAGGAGGCGAGCCCGCCAUUGCCUGCUGAUGAGAAACUGGAAAAGGAACCUUCCCCGAAAUUGGAGGAAAAAGAAAAGGAACCUUCUCCAAAACUAGAGGAUAAAGAAAAGGAACCUUCACCAAAAUUAGAGGAAAAAGAAAAGGAACCCUCCCCGAAAUUGGAAGAAAAAGAAAAGGAAAAAGAAAAGGAACCUUCUCCAAAAUUAGAGGAUAAAGAAAAGGAACCUUCACCAAAAUUGGAAGAAAAAGAAAAGGAUUCUUCUCCAAAAUUAGAGGAUAAAGAAAAGGAACCUUCACCAAAAUUAGAGGUAAAGGAAAAGGAACCUUCACCAAAAUUAGAAGAAAAAGAAAAGGCACCUUCACCAAAAUUGGAGGAAAAGGAAAAGGAGGAGGUUGAGGAGGAAGACGUAGAAGAAGACGGUUUCGUUCGCAUCGAAAGUAGAAGAGUUUCAAGAGACACGAUUUCCCAGUUGGACCAGAAACCGACAAAGGCUCCUGCGGAUCGUCCGGAGCCGACUAAAGAAGCCGAGGAGAAACACGAUCGAGAGACUGAGAAAGAAGACGACUUCGAAGCGGUUGAGCAAGAGUUAAAAGUACACGAUGUACCAUCGAUCGUUUCCGACGAGAAGCGUGUAAUCGAUUCGUUGUCAGCUAAACCAGACGAACCCAGGGAACGAGAGGAAGCGGAGGAAGCCGUGGAAGAGGUUGGCGCCGACGUUAUCGAAGCUGAUGAAAAGUUCGUGCACGAGACAAAGGAGAAAGCGGAGAAGAAGGACACAGGGAUCAUUGAAACGCGCAAAGAGGAAAUCAUUAGUGAAGAUAAGAAGUUGAAGGAUGUUGUCGCGAAAGCGGAAACACCAGCGGAAAUAGCGGAGUCUCUCGAUACCGUGGAGAAGUACUUGGAUGAAGCAAAAGAAAAGGAAGAGGAGCGAGUUGUUGGUAAAGUGGUUGAUAAGGAAAAACCAGAGGAAGUUAAAGUUGAACCAGAAGUGAAAAAAGAGGAUAUAUCCGUUGGGAAACCUUCUGACCAAGCCGCAGUAAAGGAAGCAGCGAAACCGGAAGCACCUCUCGUCGCUGAAAAGGACAAAGAAAAAGAUAAACCAAAAGAAGAAAAAGCAGCACCGCUCGAGAAGGAAGCAGAAGUGGAGGUACCAAAGGAUAUUCCACUGAUUAAAGCUGCCGAACCGAUCGUUGACAUUGAUCUUAAACCAAAAGAAACUGUAAAAGAGAAAGAGGAGGAAAAGGAGAAAAAGGAAGUUGAAAGUCCUGAAACAAAAGUCGAAAAAGAGAAAUCGAAAACUCCGUCGCCGGUUCGGGAAGAAGUAACCGAGCCUUCGAAGGAAUUACCCUCGCCAGCCACCACCCCCGCCACCAUCACUGCCAAAGAAACUCACGACGUCAAGCCGAAGCCCGAGGAAGACGCGGGAUUCGUUCGACGGAUGUUGGUGACAGCGAGCAGCGAGGACGGCGGACAAGAGACGGAAAUCUGUGCGACCGACAGCGCCGCGAUCAGCAAACCGAUCACCCCCGACGAUUCCUUGAAAGACACUUCGAUUAAGUCAACGCCCGACAAGGAUUCUUUGAUUACUGAUAAAGAUUCGCUGCGUUCUGAAACGAGCAGUCCGGAGAAGGAUAGCAUCUCCGAGAAAUCGGCAGCAGAACUUAAAGAUGUUGGAAAAGUAACGCCCGAGGACAGUUUGGAAAAAUCACCAGUCGACCGGUUCGAUUCCAGUUCCCAUGAACUUGAAGACAGUUUGGAGAAGGCCGCAGUUGUUGAAAAACCGAAGGAACCGGAGAGCAUUCCCGUUUCCGUUUCCGCCAAGGAAGAGCUGCCUAAAUCUCCAAAGGAGGAAUUACCUAAAUCUCCAAAAGAGGAAUCGCCAUUGGAAGAGGCGAAGAAGAUCCCCGAAGUGACCCCGAAGACUGAAAAAGCGAUCGAAUCACCGAUCGCGGAGAAGGCGCCAGUCUCGGUUGAGAAACGACCGAGCCUCGCCGAAACGCUUGAUGCCGAAAUUCCCGCGGAGAAAAGGAAAUCUUUGGACAUAGGUGUAGUAAAGUCACCAGAAUCGUUACGUUCGGAAGAUGUAUCACCGGCAGAGACGAUCUUCGAGAAAUCGCCAACGGACAAAAAAGAAACGACACAAAUUCUAGACGCGAUCCAAGACUUAGAACCAUCCGAAGUAGUUGUUUCCACGACUGAAAAGUCGCCGAUCGAAGCAGCGAAGCCUGCAUCGAAAGAAGCGUCGCCUGAACGAGUCGAAGAAGAAAAAGUAAAAUCUCCUGUUGAGAAAAAAGAGGAGAAGGCAAUUGUUGAGACACCGCACGAGAAAAGUCCCGAAGCAGCUAAAGAUAAACCGCUGGCUAAAGAUGAGAAGGUGGAGGAAGGAGAAAAGGAAACGAUUGUCAUCGACAAAGAGAAACCCGAGGAGAAGGAUGCGAAGGUGGAGGAAAAGUCUCGUACUCCGAGCAUAACUGCACCAACCGAAUUAGAUUUGAAGGAAACAGUUGAAAAACAGCUGGAAAGCCCACCGAAGUCUGCUGUUGAGGCGAAGAUACCCGAAGUCGAUAAAGACAAAUCUCCGAGCAAAAUUGAAGAGAAAGUGGAGAAAGAGGAGGAAAAAGUAGAAACGAUAACAGACCUGAAAGCACCGAGACGCGAUUCGAAGUCGCCGAGUCCGGCGGAGUCGAUCGCCACGGAACCAAGGAAAUCCGUCACGGAAGAAUCAAAGUCUCCCAGUAUUUCCCCGGAAAAACCAGAACCGAAAGUGCUCGAUAAAGAUAUCGAUAAGGAGAAGGAGAAGAAAGCGAUCGAAGAGCCUGUGAAAGUCGAAAAGACGACGGAAGAGAAAACAUCUCCGCCUACCGCGGACAAAGUAACCAAAGCAGACAAAUCACCUGUAGAAGAUAUCGUAAGCGCGAAAAUGCAGCCGGAAGUGGAACGGAAGGAAUCAGUUGAAACGUUGUUGAAAGAUGAUUUGAAGAAACCCGAGGAAGCGAAGAAAGUUUCUGAACUACCGAUCGAUACAGUCGAACCGAGCAAAGACUCCGUUGAGGAAGCUAGUGGAAAAUCAAGCCCAGCUAGCGUCGCGAGUGUCCGUGACGAGGACUCAAAACCAUCGAUGGAUCGUUCGAAGUCCCCAAGCAUUGUUGGCGAAGUUGUAGAUUUCAAAGAUGUCGAGGUAAAGGAGAAAUCCAAGUCUCCUGAUGCAACGCCUGCUCCCACCGAUCUGAAAGAAUCAGUAUCGCCGACUAUUACUGAAAAACCAACAGAUUUGAAAGAAGACACCGUGGCGACGACGGUGGAGAAAUCUAGGUCACCCAGUGUAACGAGUCUUCCAGCGGAAUCGGCAGAUAUCGUAGAUCGUUCGAAAUUGCCAACCACAGUGGAUGAAGUUAUGGAGAAGAAAGAUGUAGAAACUGUUUCUGCUGCUGUAGAAGAGAGCAAAGAAGCGAAGGAGCGUUCGAAAUCGCCGAGCAUUUCGGGAGAAGCAGUCGAUUUAAAGGAUACUGUGGACGUGAAAGCGGUUGAAAAAUCUAGGUCGCCCUCAGAGGAACCAAAGGACGUGAAGGUGGAUGAAAAAUCUAGAUCGCCUUCGGAGGAGCCAAAGGACGUGAAGGUGGAUGAAAAGUCUAGGUCGCCCUCGGAAGAACCAAAAGAUAUAAAAGAAGUUGAAAAAUCUAGAUCCCCUUCGGAGGAACCAAAAGACAUAAAAGAGGUUGAAAAAUCUAGAUCCCCUUCGGAGGAACCAAAAGAUGUGAAGGUAGAUGAAAAAUCAAGGUCGCCCUCAGAAGAGCCAAAGGAUGUGAAAGCAGUGGAGAAAUCUAGAUCGCCCUCAGAGGAACCAAAGGACGUAAAAUCAAUAGAGAAAUCUAGAUCGCCCUCGGAGGAACUGAAGGACGUGAAGGUCGAAGAAAAAUCUAGAUCGCCUUCGGAGGAACCAAAAGACGUAAAGGUGGAUGAGAAACCUAAAUCACCUUCAGAAGAGCCAAAGCUCACAAAAGAGGCUGAAAAAUCUAGAUCGCCCUCGGAAGAGCCAAAAGACGCGAAAUCAAAAUCACCGAGUAUCGCCGACGAGAUGAUCGAUGUAAAACAUACCGAAGCAAAAUCGGUCGAAGAACCUACCGAUCGUUCAAAAUCACCCAGCAUUUCUACGGAAGUCGCCGAUCAGAAAGACGUGUCUGCUAAAGAAGCAGAUCGAUCCAGAACGCCUAGUGUAACCAGCAUUCCCACCGUGGAACCGAAAGAAACCUCUGACAAGUCUAAAUCCCCAAGUAUCUCAGAAGAGCCAAUAGACAAAAUCGUAUCUUCCGUUAUGACAGCUGCUGCUCCAGUCGUAGACGCGAAGGAAGGUUCAAAAUCUCCCAGCAUCGCAGGUGAACCGACCGAUCUGAAAGACCUCGACGCAGAAUCGAUCGAAAAAUCGAGAUCCCCCAGCGUGGCCAGCAUCCCUGCAGAAUCGAAAGAGCCAGACACCAAAGCACCCGAGAAAUCAAGAACACCGAGUAUAUCGAGCAUUACCGUAGAACCGAAGGAAAGUACAACCGCUUCGAAAUCACCGAGCAUUUCCGGAGAAGCUGUAGACUUGAAAGACGUUGACGAAAAAGUAAUCGACAAAUCGAGAUCGCCAAGCAUAGCGAGUGCUCCCGCGACUGAGCCUAAGGAUUCGAAAGAACCAUCAAAGUCGCCGAGCAUCGCUGGUGAACCGGUCGAUUUAAAAGCUCUUGAAAAAUCUAGAUCUCCCAGUGUGACGAGUGUGCCCGGAGAAUCGAAAGAACCCACAGAUCGUUCCAAAUCUCCGAGUAUUUCAGGAGAGUCAGUCGACGAGAAAGCAGUUGAAAAAGCUACAUCUCCUACCGUAACAACCGCUCCAGCAGAAACUAAAGAAGAUACCAAAGAGCCUUCGAAAUCACCGAGUAUCGUCGGUGAGUCGAUCGAUUCCAAAGUGUUGGACGUUAAAAUAGAAGAAAAGUCAAGAUCUCCCAGUGUGACGAGUGUUCCUGAACAGAAGGAAGCAAGCGAUCGCUCGAAAUCGCCUAGUAUUUCUGGAGAAGCGAUCGAGUCGAAGGAAGUUGACGCGAAAGCGAUCGAGAAAUCUAGAUCGCCUAGUGUAACAGAUACCGCUGCUGUCAGCGCUGAUGUUAAGGAUUCAAAGGACCAUUCGAAAUCACCGAGCAUCGCGAGUGAACCAGCAGACAUCAAAGAUGUCGACGUUAAAUCCGAAGAAAAAUCCAGGUCUCCAAGUGAAGCGAUCGAUCGAUCAAAAUCGCCCAGUAUUUCUGGCGAGGUGAUCGAUUCGAAAGACGUAGAGGAAAAAGCAAGCGACAAAUCCAGGUCGCCUAGCGUAACUGGCGUUCCUGUCUCUGCUCCUGCACAGAAAGAUUCAAAGGAACCUUCGAAAUCGCCGAGUGAGCCUUCCGAAUCGAAGGAGCUCGACAUCAAAGUCGACGAAAAAUCCAGAUCUCCCAGUGUAAGCAGCGUUCCCGGAGAGUCGAAGGAAACGAUCGACGGUUCGAAAUCGCCAAGUGUCUCGGGAGAGCCGAUCGACUCGAAGGACAUAGACGAGAAAGUUGUAGAUCGUUCUAGAUCGGCUAGCGUAGCGAGUGUUACCGCUACCAUCGAGCGGAAAGAUUCAAAGGACCGUUCGAAAUCGCCGAGCAUCGCCGAGGAAAUGGUUGAUUCGAAGGCGUUCGACGAGAAAGCAGCCGACAAAUCCAGAUCUCCGAGCGUGACGAGUCUAACGAGCGUAACAAGCAUAUCUAGCGCUCCAGUGAUCGAACCGCAAGACCUCAAAGACCGUUCGAAAUCGUCGAGCAUUGCCGAGGAACCCACCGAAAUGAAAAUUCUCGACGUUAAGAUCGGCGAAAAAUCAAGAUCUCCUAGCUUGACGAGUACUCCAGGAGAAUCGAUCCACGAAGAGGCGUUGGACAAAUCCAGAUCAUCGAGCGUCACGAGCGUUCCUGUAAUCGAAUCGAAGGAUGCGAAGGACGAUUCUAAAUUGCCGAGCAUCGCGUCUGAGAUUGCCGAUUCGAAGGAUAUUCACGCGGCGGAGGUAGCUGAAAAAUCUAGAUCCCCCAGUAUUGUCGGCGAAUCGAAAGAUGUUUCACCCACUGGAAUUCCAGCGGAUGCCAAAGAUAAAUCAAGAUCACCGAGCGUAUCCAGCGUUUCCGUCGAAUCGAAGGAAACGGAAAAUCGUUUAGAAAAAUCACCGAGCAUUCCCGAAGAAGAAAAAUCGAAAAUCCCUGGUGUAACCGAGGAUUCAGUUAGUAAGGAUGCAAAGGAUCAAUCGAAAUCGCCGAGCAUCGCUGACGAGAUGAUUGAUCUGAAGGACCUCGAUAAAGAACCGAUUAAAAAGUCCAGAUCUCCCAGCGUAAUUAGCCCUGCGGAAUCGAAGGAGAGCGUAGAUGGUUCCAAGUCUUCGCCUACUUCCACCGAUGUGCCUGAGCCGAAACAGACGGACGCUAAAGUAAUCGAUAAAUCCAGAACACCGAGUAUUUCCAUGGAAUCGAAGGAAAUCGCGGAUCACUCGAAAUCGCCGAGUAUUUCCGAGGAAAUAGUUGAAUCGAAACGCGUUGGGGACGUUCACGAGGUUGACGAGAAGGUAGUGGACAAAUCAAGAUCUCCCAGCGUGACAAAAGAAAUGGUGGAUCAUUCGAAAUCGCCGAGUAUUUCGGGAGACGUUGUUGAUGCAAAAUCCGAGGAUAAAUCUAGAUCGCCGAGCGUAACUAGCGCUCCUGCGAUUGAACACAAAGAUUCGAGAUCGCCGAGUAUCGCAGCUGAACUGGCUCUUGAUGUUAAAAUAGCCGAAAAAUCGAGAUCUCCUAGUGUAACGAGUACUACAGGAGAAUCGAAAGAAGCGGAUCAUUCGAAAUCGCCGAGCAUUUCGGGAGACGUUGUUGACGAAAAAGUAAUUGACAAAUCCAGGUCUCCUAGCGUGACCAGUGUGCCUGGAGAAUCGAAAGAAACAGCGGUUCAUUCGAAAUCGCCGAGCAUUUCGGAAGACGUUGUCGACGAAAAAGUGAUCGAUAAAUCCAGAUCGCCGAGUGUGACAAGUGCUUCUGCGAUCGAGCCUAAGGAUUCGAAAGAACCAUCAAAAUCGCCGAGCAUCGCUGGCGAACCAGCAGAUCUAAAGAGCCUGGACGUUAAGACGGAUGAAAAAUCCAGAUCUCCCAGCCUGACGAGUACUCCCGGAGAAUCAAAAGAAGCAGCCGAUCGCUCAAAAUCGUCGAGCAUUUCCGGAGACACGGUCGAUUCGAAAGAAUCUAGUGAAGUUAAAAAGACGAUCGAGGAAUCGAGGAAACUCAGCGUAUCCUCCGAGGCGAAGGAUACCAGCGGAGUUGCAUCGAAAUCGCCAUCGCCGAGCGUCGCCGGAGAGGCGAUCGAUUCUAAGGAUCUUGACGCGAUUACCAUUGAAAAAUCCAGAUCACCCAGUGUAGCGAGUAUCCCGGAGAAACCGAAAGAUUCAGCCGCGGAGCGUUCGAGAGCACCGAGCGUUUCUUUGGAGCCGUCUCCUCCGAAAGACGCUAAGUCGAAGGAAAUCAUGGAGGAGAAAGAAAAAUCGCCUGUAAUUUCUGAAAAGCCCGAAGAUUCGUCGACAGGAAAAACGCUGAAAGAUGACAAAUCUCCAUCCGAAAGUUUGCACGAAACCAAAGAUAUAACACGAUCGAUCAUCGAAACGGUUGUUACCGUCAAGAAGGAAGAAGAUUCGCAAAAAUUGGAGGAAAAGAAACCAUCGACGGAAGUGACGUUGGAGAAGACGAAAGUUGAAAUUGUUUCGAAAGCAGCAGAGAAAGAGGAAAAGAUGACAGACAAAAAAGAGCAAAUGUCUUUCGAGCCGGGCGCCCAAACUACCUCGCCAGAGCAAAUGAAAGGACGGGCAUCAAAAGUGUCAAUCGAGAAAGAAGCCGAGAUUAAAAGAUAUGUUUUAGACAAUUAUGCAUCCAAGAAGAAGGAGAUCACAGCCUCUGCGAUAAAAGAAAUCUGUAGAAUUUACUCGGUGUCCGAAUCGUUGGUGAUAGAUAUCAUCGUGGACACGGUUUCCAUCGAAGAAUGCAUGCGUAAAGACAUAAUGGGUUUAGAUAUCAGCAGCGAGGGUAAACUAGGAAAAGUUCUCGCGGAGGAUAAAGCGAGUACGAGGAGCAUGAGUCCAAGUUCGGACCAGAUCCCCUCCGAUAAAUCAACGCAGGAUAGUCCGGCACGUUCGGAACCGCAUAUCGACGAGGAGAUUACGAUAUCGGAGGAGAAGAGGACCGAGAUCGAGAAGCUUGUAGAGGAGGAGUACGUUAAAAAGGGGAGGAAGAUCACAGAGUUGAUUUUAGAAGAGAUAAUCAUAAGAUCCUCUCUGCCCCGGUACAUUAUUUUGGAGAUAAUCGAAGAGAUCAUUUGGAAGAGGAAACUCUCGCGAGACACCGUGAUAGACAUCGAGAUCUAUCAAGAGGAGGAAGCCGACGACGAAGAGGUGAAAGCCGCCGACGCCGCUAUCGUCGCCGCUUUCGAAAGAGGCGAAGAGCAACGCUUCCGUCUCGAAAAAUCGCCGUCGGAAUCCCGCUACGAACACCUUCACGACGCCGGAAUUAAACCUUCUUCCACUUGCGAUUACAAGGUAACCGAGUACUCGGAAGAGGCGGCCAAACGACGCUCGAUAACCGACCAUCCGGCCAGUUACGAGAGCCAAUUCCAGAAAGCGUUCGCGGCUGGAAUGACCGAAAUACGUACAACUCACAUUACCACGCUGUCAGGUAAAUCAACGCCAGACCUGACUCGCGACGGAACACCAGAUUCUACCUCUGAACCCACGGCUUCCACCGUCGAGAGGGUCGAUGAUAAAUCCAUCGGAGGUGCUGCUAGAAAAUCCGAUAUUGCCGCUUCACCGGACAAAGAUACCACCUGUUCGAUACGGACGACGCAAACUUCGAUAAUCCAGGAACCAGUGGAAAAGCGUACCACGCAGAUGGUCACCGUGUUGAAAGAAAGCAAGAUCGGUGAACCGGAAACUAUUCGAGUCUCCGAGGACUCGAAGCAAAGCAGGAAAAUAAUCGAUUGGGAGGAGCAGGAAGAACCCGAGACGAUUCAUAGGAUCGUAAGGCGGGAAAUUAUCGAACAGGAGGAACCGGUGGUGAUUACCAAGGUUAUCAAGCGCGAAGUGAUCGUACCCGAAGAUGAAGUUCUCGAGAAGGAGGAUCUGGAAGUGUUGAAGUCGACAGUGACGAGCGGGGAAACGGUUUCCCGGCUGAUCGAAACCGUCAAGACUGAAGCAAAGAAAAUUCUGGUUACUGAGAAAUUAGACGAAGGAAAAAGUUCGGUAGCCGAUACAUCUUCUACCGUCGAGAAGAUUAAGAGCGGCGAAGAAGUUGUAAAAGAAAAAGAAGUGAAAGGAGGAGAAAUUGAAGUUAAGGAAAAGAAGGUACCGGAAAAAGUAGAGAAAAGUGCCGUCGCUUCGGACAGCAGCAUCCUUCAUUCUCAACUUCCCGAACGAACUUCUACUCCCGAUAGGAGACCCGAUUGCAGAUCGUUAACAGGCACGCCGGAAGGCUUCCGAUCAGGCGAAGUAAUCAGGACCAUCAUCACCACCACGAAAACGGUGUCUGACGAUGGCGAGAUCGUAACAACCACCAGGGAGGUCACGGAAACGACUAAUGAGAAAGGUGAAACGAUAAUUUUGGCGGAGAAAGUCGACGUGAAGGUAGACGAAUACAUACCCAGCAAAGAUUGCAUCGAACUGCAUCCACACGCAAUUGAGGGUACAUCGAAGACACCUGCUUUGGAGGAUACGAAGAAAGAAAAGGAAACGGAGGGAAAACCGAUCGAAUUCACCGCGGCUGAUAUGAGUAGCAGCAUUUACGGCCAAUUACCCGUUGUCCCACCCGAAUCCGCUCCCGUUAAAACGCUGGACACCGUUCGCAAGAGCACCGAUCCCAUUCCCAUCAAAACUGACCAGGAUUACUCGUUCAAACGAUUCACAGUGGAGAAAGAGUACGCCGGUGCGUACGAGGAGAAACACGAAGCAAAGAAAUACAUCGACGAAGCUGAUCUCGAUUUCGAGAAAGCUCUGAUGGAAAGGAAGGAAACGAAAGAGUCGUCGCAGAGGUACACGAACGGUAGCGUUCGAGGAGAAGGCUCCUCCGAGAGGACCGUGCCCGAGGACGCUGCUAAGGAAGAUUCGAAGAAGGAUUCGAAGAAGGAUUCGAAGAAAGAUCCCCUGGAGGGUUGGGGCACUCCUUUGGGUCUUCCUUCCCCUAAACCACCCCAUAAAUUUAACUUGAAGAACACUGUACCGAGUACAAGUUUCGCGGUACCAUCAAAUUUGACCCAACACCUUCCGACAACUUCCAGCAUCGAAAACGAUGUGCGACUAAACGUCGAUGUAAUUAGCGACUGGGACGAACCGCUUGGAUUACCUUCUCCGGCUCCCGUGACAAACGAAAUGUCGAACAAGGCCGCGCCAGGAACACCAAAGAAGGAAAAGAAACAAGCUAGGAAAGUAUUGUCGGAGAACUUGAAGAACAAGAAACGCUCGGAGAGUCCUGCGAAGAAUGAGAAGAAGAUCAAGGAUUCGAAGAACAAGGUUCAACCGGUGUACGUCGAUUUAACCUACGUUCCUCAUCACGGAAAUUCCUAUUACACUUCGCUGGAGUUUUUCAAAAGAGUCCGUGCUAGAUAUUACGUAUUCAGCGGUACUGAACCGAGUCGAGAAGUGUACGAUGCAUUGCUUGAAGCUAAACGGACUUGGGAAGACAAAGAUCUCGAAGUGACCAUGAUACCAACUUACGACACGGAUACUCUGGGAUACUGGGUGGCCGACAACGAAGAGGCCUUAGCUGCGAAUCACAUAGACCUCUCCCCAUCGGCAUCCCGUUGCACCAUCAAUCUCCAAGACCACGAGACUAGCUGCAGUGCCUAUAGACUCGAAUUCUAGGGAUUGGCAGCCUGCUCAGCCGUGAUUGUCGAGUUCUGAGCGGAGCCCGAGGUGUAACGCCGUCGCUUUUCGUUUACGGACUCGUUUCCCGUCGAAUUGAUCGAGUACGCGCCCCGUCUUUACACUCUGUGUGCCUAAAACUGUGUGCGCGACUCCUGAAACUCGGCGAUAGCUUCGCUCUUAAGUCUUAAGGGGAGGCGAUAACCGUUUAGGACUUUCAUUCAAUUUCCUUUGUUCGCACAUAUUCGAUUGGAAAGAAAAAGAAUGCAAAAUCACCUUCGACCGGUAAAACGGGCUUGGAUUGUUAAGGCUCGUUUUAUCGGUCGAGUACCGGUUUCAAAAGUCACAUUUCUUUUCGAUUCUUGACGAUUUCUAACGUCCUAUAAAAGACGUCGUCAAUUUUCCAAACGUUUCUUCGCGAAGCUAAAGAACGCGCAAAAUGCAACUCUGAGAAGUCUCUCCUUGAUACCGAAUAUUGGACAACUGAUUUUUUAUACGUCGAGUAAAGAAAACUAAGCUGCAUCAACUAUACUAAACAAUCAGGCAGUCACGAUGAAAAGAAAGAAACGACGUUGACGGCGAAGAAGAAUUCUUCGUAAAUUUCUGAAAUUUCUGUCAUUCGAGAGGUUAAUUAGAACUAUUGUUAUCUAGCCUGAUACGUGUUCCACGGCAAGUUUCCGUAAUGACAAUUAAAAAAUCAACUUUCUCGUUGUAAGUGUCUAUUCGUGUAUAGGUAAACGACUAAUAUACUUCCGGAUGUGUUAUAGAUAGGGAUUAUCUGUGUCCUAUUCACCUAUACCGUAGAGUGUAGAGGAUAGAGAUUCGAUGAGCGGUGAGUUGGAAAAAAAGGACGUGUCGGGUAUCAAUUGAACGAACUAAACGGAAGCGAAAGAAAAAUGUUUCUCGCGUUAAUGAUCGUCAUCGGUACAUGUACCGUGUUCUAUUUCGGAUACGUCACUCGAAUCCAUCUAGACGAGAAUUUAGCGAGGAAAGUCUUGGAUAUCUAGCGAAAAGCGAAAAACCGCGUCGCGUCGCGGUACGGCGAUAAAUAAACUCGUACAACAUCCAUCCAGCGGACAAAGUCCACGUUCGAUAAUUUUAUCCGAUCGAAAAUCUCUGAUUCACGGUGCUCCGUUUCGUUUGGGGAACGCCGCGAACAGAGCUGAUCGCUCCCCUAACGAAUUCCUUUGUAGAUAUUUUGUAGAAAAUCGAUAUUUCAUUUGAAACAAAUGAAAGAGAUACUAAUUCUGACGAUGAGAGUGAGAUAAGCGUGAAGCGAACAUGAUACACGCACCAUUUUGACACACGACCAAACGAUUAUUGCGCUGCUGAUUCUUGUCGGUUAAUAAGAAUUUUUAACAAACCGAAUAUACUUAUCCGAUGUACGGAUAUUAUUACACUUUCUUCGGAUCUCAUAGAGUCUGACGAUUCUGAUAUUUGCCCUCGAUAAAAAAAAAAAGUAAAAAAAAAUA